This is a messenger RNA of Spathaspora passalidarum NRRL Y-27907, 1697 nucleotides long. RefSeq names its product methionine aminopeptidase. Gene Ontology annotation, biological process: proteolysis. The record is from RefSeq and is a predicted model, not a curated record. Gene Ontology annotation, molecular function: metalloaminopeptidase activity. The coding region runs from base 30 to 1277 and encodes 415 amino acids. Lineage: Eukaryota; Fungi; Ascomycota; Pichiomycetes; Serinales; Debaryomycetaceae. The transcript has a single exon.
ACUACUCCAAGAACAUCGCAAAAGAUAGUAUGAGUGCCGAAGUAGAAGCAGCUACCGCUAAUGUAGUCGAACCCAAAGUUGACCAAUUGAAAGUAGAAGACUUAUCUCUUGAAGAUUCUGUUACCCCUGAACCAGAAUCCACUGAUGCCGCUCCUUCCAAAAAGAAGAAACCCAAGAAGAAAAAGAAGAAGAUCACAACCAUAGACGCCUCCUACCCAGACCACAUUUUCCCAGAAGGUGAAUGGCAAGAAUAUCCACUCGACGUCAACUCCCACCGUACCACUUCUGAAGAGCUUCGAUACUUGGACCGUCAAUCCAACAACAAAUGGGAGGAUUUCCGUAAAGGUGCCGAAAUCCACCGUCGUGUUCGUCACAAGGCCCAAAGCAGUAUUAAACCCGGUAUGUCCAUGAUUGAAAUUGCAGACUUGAUUGAGAACUCUGUGAGAGCAUAUUCAGGUAAUGUUCAUACCAAAGAAGCCGGUAUUGGGUUCCCAACUGGGUUGAGUUUAAAUCACGUUGCUGCGCACUACACACCAAACACCGGAGAUAAAAUGGUGUUGCAUAAGGAUGAUAUCAUGAAAGUGGAUAUUGGUGUGCACGUAAAUGGUCAUAUUUGUGAUUCUGCAUUCACAAUGACUUUUGAAGAUACAGGAAAGUACAAUCCAUUGUUGCAGGCAGUCAAGGAAGCUACCAACACUGGGAUUAAAGAAUCAGGUAUAGAUGUUAGAUUGAAUGAUAUUGGUGCUGCCAUUCAAGAAGUCAUGGAAUCUUAUGAAGUUGAAGAAAACGGAAAAUUUUACCCAGUCAAAUGUAUAAGAAACUUGAAUGGUCACAACAUCGGAGAUUACGUUAUUCAUUCCGGUAAGACCGUGCCUAUUGUUCCUAAUGGAGACAUGACCAAGAUGGAAGAAGGGGAAACUUUUGCUAUUGAAACCUUUGGAUCUACUGGUAACGGGUACGUCAUUACUGAGGGCGAGUGUUCUCAUUAUGCUUAUAUGCCAGAAUCAGACUCUAUCCGUCCACCAUCGGAAAGAGCCAAGGAAUUGUUGGAUAAUAUCAAGGCAAAUUUUGGUACUUUGCCUUGGUGUAGAAGAUACUUGGAACGUGCUGGUGAAGACAAGUAUUUGUUUGCUUUGAAUCAAUUGGUUAGAGCUGGUAUCGUCGAAGAUUAUGCUCCUUUGGUGGAUAAGAAGGGAAGUUAUACUGCCCAAUUCGAACAUACCAUAUUGUUACAUCCACACAAGAAGGAAGUGGUUACCAGAGGGGAUGACUACUAGGUGAACUAUAUACAUGGCUACUCUAUUGUACAUAUCAAUUGGCUUUAUAUAUCAGCAAUAAAUAACCUUUAAAUUGCAACCAACCCACAAUCAACAACUGUUUUCUCGCUAGUAUCAUUGUUGACAAAGGUAACUUGUCUCACAUGUACAUUUCCUAAAUCUGCAAGCCAUGAAAACAACACUCGUGUAACUUUCUUUACUUCAUUGAUAAUAUCGUAACUAGGUUUCAAGUUUGGAUGAAACCACAACGUAACUCUUGUAUAUACAUCCGACUGGGUGAAUGAAAUCCCCGUUAUCCCAGUAGUUGUUUCAUAAUCAUAUAUUCUAUUUGAAACAAUAAAUAGGGUUAAUUUUAGUAAUUUGUCAGUAGUGAUGUUCUUCAAUUCCAAGUUUACAAGGUAUCCGUGUUCGUGGUACUUU